CUUUAUCAAAAUUGGAGCAAUGGUGCAGGAGGUUUUAAUCCUCCCACUCCUACACUCCAGCACCAGCAGCAACAAUCACAGCAACAGCAGCACCAACAGCACCAGCAACAGCAGUCGCAACAACAAUCCCAACAACAGCAACAACAUAUGCUAAUGCGAUCACCACGCCACCAUCAUCCGCAUCAUUUAUCGCCCGCAAAUCGCAUGUUAUCACGAAUCUUUUAAAGAUCCACGACAGCCACUGUGCUAUUAUCAUAAUGCAUAUCUUUAAGGAAUUUCGUCGUGUAACGCGUCUUAUAAAAUCAGCAAUAAAAAUAUACAUAAUAAUUGGUUCAAGCGGACCAAGCUGCCUGACUUUCUAAAGAGCAUUCUUCUGCAAUUGUGGACAACAGACUUUUCCAAUACCAAAGCAAUACCUAACCACACACGGAUAUGUAUCUAUAAUAAUGAAUUAUUCCUUAUUAUAUACUACAACACACACAAAAAUUAUACGACAUUUAAUUUCUUUAAGAUCCGAUACACGCUCAGCGUUCGUCAUUUGCGCUACGAUGAGAACAGUUUAGAAAAAAUUUAUCAAAACCAGUGAAAUAACAGUCUUAAGUACUAUAAUAUAAUAAUUUCCUAUUGCAAUGUUAUUUUUAUUUUAAAUAUCACAUAAAUAUGAUUGAUCGUCUUAAUGAGAUUUUCAUCGACAUUUUCGACGAUAACAAUCUAUCUAUAUUCGCGCUUAUCUGGAAUGAAAGCGUAAGCGAAAGCGAAAGCGAACAGGUUCGCAUUUCUAUGCAUCUCUCUUAUUAUUAUUAUUAUUAUUAUUAUUAUUAUUAUUUAUAACUUGAAUGCUUUUUCUAAUUCAUAUCAAUCAAUCAAUCAAUUACUUGAUGCAA
Messenger RNA from Glossina fuscipes, 884 nucleotides. RefSeq names its product mediator of RNA polymerase II transcription subunit 25-like. The transcript has a single exon. Lineage: Eukaryota; Metazoa; Arthropoda; Insecta; Diptera; Glossinidae. The record is from RefSeq and is a predicted model, not a curated record. The annotation marks the transcript as partial.